Molecule: messenger RNA, 1356 nt
Organism: Ziziphus jujuba (common jujube)
Lineage: Eukaryota; Viridiplantae; Streptophyta; Magnoliopsida; Rosales; Rhamnaceae
Product: protein PHOSPHATE-INDUCED 1
Exons: 1
Coding region: 134-1177 (347 amino acids)
Source: RefSeq, a predicted model, not a curated record
UAAAUAGGAUCUCCCACUGCUUUACUUAUCAAUUCACACACAGUUGCCAAGCCAUCUCAGCUAGCAUCUAGUGAAAAUUUCUAAGAUUUUUCUUUUCUCCUUGAUAUCUCUCUCUAAACUUCUAUUUUCAAAAAUGGCUCUCUCUGUUUCAAUACUAAAGCUGCUCUUUGUUAUCUCUUUCUUCUUCCAGAUCUCUUUUGCUACUAGGAAGCUCAAUGAGCUUGUACAAUACCAACCCCAGCUCUUAAAUUACCAUGAUAGUCCACUUCUCUCCCAAAUCUCUUCUGCUACUAGGAAUCUCAAAGAGCUUGUACAAGACCAAACCCAGCUCUUGAAAUACCAUAACGGCCCACUUCUCUCUGGCAAAAUCUCAAUCAAUCUCAUUUGGUACGGCAAAUUCAAGCCGUCCCAGAGAGCCAUUGUCUCUGAUUUCAUUACCUCUCUCACUUCAUCUUCUUCAUCAAACAGUAACCAGCCUUCGGUUGCAACCUGGUGGAAAACCACUGAGAAGUACUACCAUAUAAGUUCUAAAAAAUCCUCUUCUCUCACUUUGUCUUUGGGCAAGCAAAUACUCGAAGAGAGCUACUCUUUGGGGAAAUCUAUCACCAACGAGCACAUUGUAAAGUUGGCUUCGAAGGGUGAUCAGGGAAACGCAAUCAAUGUGGUUCUGACAUCCUCCGAUGUAGCCGUGGAAGGCUUUUGCCUUAGCCGAUGUGGAACUCAUGGUUCUGCUUUGGGUUCAAAAACAGGUCACAUCAAGGGCAAGAACUACAAGUUCGCUUACAUUUGGGUUGGGAACUCAGAGACACAGUGUCCGGGACAAUGCGCUUGGCCAUUCCAUCAGCCAAUCUAUGGACCCCAGACUAAGCCAUUGAUUGCACCAAACAACGAUGUGGGUCUGGACGGUAUGAUCAUCAACUUGGCUAGCCUUUUGGCCGGUACAGCUACAAACCCAUUUGGAAAUGGCUUCUUCCAAGGUCCUGCUGAGGCUCCAUUGGAGGCUGCAUCGGCUUGUCCUGGAGUUUACGGCAAAGGGGCUUAUCCUGGUUAUGCUGGGAGCCUUUUGGUGGAUCGUACUACUGGUGCUAGUUACAAUGCAAAUGGUGGUAAUGGAAGGAAAUACUUGCUUCCGGCUUUGUAUGACCCUUCUACAUCAACUUGUUCAACUUUGGUUUGAGGAUUUAAUGGAGAUUUGGGAAUGUAAUCGGGGUAGUAGUAUUUUACCAAGUAUUAGUAGAUUAAUGUAUUGUAUACCUAUGUAGAAAACAGAUAAAUUCAUUUAUUUUGUUUAUUGGAUUUGCUUAUGCGGAUUAAUAAUAAUAGAAAAAGCAAAUUGGUUUGGUUUGCUUUUUUUUU